AUGUCGAUGCGAAGCCUCUCAAACAAUUCCAGACCAGCCCCCGAAAUACUGAUGCUUGCCAAACAGGUCCGCUACGCCCCCGCCGAGCGAAUCCCCAGCGCCAAAUCGGCUCGCAGCCGUGGCAGCUAUCUUCGUGUCAGCUUCAAGAACACCCGUGAGACUGCCCAAGCCAUCAACGGCUGGAAGGUCGGCCGCGCCAUCCAAUACCUCGAGAAUGUGCAGGAGUUCAAGGAGGCUGUUCCCAUGAGACGAUAUGCUGGAAGCACUGGACGAAGUGCACAAGGCAAGCAAUUCGGCGUCUCUAAAGCCCGCCACCCCGUCAAAUCCGCAGAGUUCCUCCUCGGACUGCUCAAGAACGCCGAAGCCAACGCCGACACCAAGGGCCUCGACACCUCCAACCUGAUCGUCAAGCACAUCCAAGUCAACCAAGCCCCCAAGCAGCGCCGCCGAACAUACCGUGCCCACGGUCGCAUCAACCCAUACAUGUCCAACCCCUGCCACAUCGAGCUGAUCCUCACCGAGGCCAACGAGGAGGUCAGCAAGGAGUUGGGUGUGACCGGCGGAAGAUUGAAUGCCAGACAGCGCGGUGCCCAGAGACGAAAGGCCAUCACUUCAUCAUAG
Messenger RNA from Exophiala aquamarina CBS 119918, 621 nucleotides. Its product is annotated as 60S ribosomal protein L17. The transcript has 2 exons. Lineage: Eukaryota; Fungi; Ascomycota; Eurotiomycetes; Chaetothyriales; Herpotrichiellaceae. Gene Ontology annotation, cellular component: ribosome; cytosolic large ribosomal subunit. Gene Ontology annotation, biological process: cytoplasmic translation. Bases 1 to 621 code for a protein of 206 amino acids. Gene Ontology annotation, molecular function: structural constituent of ribosome. The record is from RefSeq and is a predicted model, not a curated record.